Messenger RNA from Camellia sinensis, 1646 nucleotides. NCBI's taxonomy places the organism in Eukaryota, Viridiplantae, Streptophyta, Magnoliopsida, Ericales, Theaceae. The record is from RefSeq and is a predicted model, not a curated record.
AGUGGGUGCCUGCUACUCUGCUGCUGCCUACCUUGCAAGAUUCCCAAAACCCUAGUAGUGCCAGCCAAGAGAGAGGUCUGUGUUUGGAUAUCAUGGCAACAAUGGCGAUUCUGUUAGGACCGAGAAAAAGGAAGGCAAGAAGAAACGGAGGUAGAAGUGAAGUGGGCAGAGUAGGGCCCAAAAUUUCAGAGUCAUCAAGUUCAUCAUCAUCAUCAUCAUCCCCUCCUCAUGUUCAAUCUGUUUGUUUCCGCGGAAAGAGCAUAGAAAACGAUAUGAUCGAAUGGUUCCACUUCACAAUGGCAGGCAGUGACAGCAACAAGAAGGAGAGGAGAAGACGAUGCCGAAGAGGACAAGUGAAUCUUGUUUUUCACCAUAAUCAUCGCCACAAGGGAGAGGGAGAGCAUUCACGGAUUCUAUCUCCAAUCCAGAUCCAGCCGCCAGACUCCUCCUCCGAUGCCUCCCCGGCUGCCCUGGGCUCCAUCAUCUACUGUAUUGGCGGUCGUCGUUUUCGAAACUGUGGCCAUGAUGAUGAUCACACUCGCCAAGUCCAUUAUUUUGAUGCUAAUCAUCCUACGGAGGGCUGGAAGGAAGCUUCGCCCAUGAUUAAUCGCAGAUCAGAAGCUAAAGUUGUCGCUCUCCAUGGCAAGUUAUACGUCUUUGGCGGCGGCUCUGAUUGUGGUGGUGAUUGGGCUGAGGUUUUUGAGCCAUGUGGGCCUGAUGAUGAUGGGGGUGGUCAGGGGGGUCAAUGGACAGCUCUACCUUCACCCCCAUCUCUUCCUACUCAUGGUUAUGGUUGUUUAUUUGCUGUAGCUCGUAAAGCUUCCAACAAGAUUGUGGUGGGAUUACAGAGUGUGGUGGGAUUACGGCAAUCUGUUGUUGCUUAUGAGUAUGAUGUUGCACAUAAUUCCUGGUUAGAUUUCAAGUUAAAUCCUUCUCUGUUCACGUUAAGCCAACCAGUAUUAGUUGGCAAUAUGCUGUACUGGGUCGAUUAUGAGCUAAAUGCAUACAAUCUCGACAACAAAAUGCUCUUCUCAGGACCCAUAGAAGAUCUGCAGAUUCAGGACCAUCUCAGUUGUGAUGAUUAUCUUUUUACAUCAUCCUUGUUUCAUCUAGCUGAAGAUCGUUUCUGUUUGCUUUGGGUCUUCCCCAAUGGAUCACUACCCCGCCUUCACUGCACCAUACUGCAAGUCUCUAAAGGCACCGAUAUAAACGGCAAAGGUUGUCUCAGUGCUUCUGUUUUGUCCUGCCAGUCUUUUAUUGUUGAAUUUCCAUUGGACUUCCUUGACGGCCUGCUGCUGUAAUGCUAUGGAUGAACUCGUGCACGAAGCCGAAUUGUAUAGGACUAGUUGGCACUUGCUACAUUUUUUUAAGGAUUAUAUAUAUUUUUGGAUAGAUUUGUAUGGAAAAUUUGGGUAAACUACUAGUUAUAUUUUUGGAUAGAUGCAUAUAGAUAAAAAUUUAAAACAUAAUAACAACUACUUGUUAUGUUUUAAAGUUUUAUACUAGAUGGAUGUGAAUCGGAUGAUUAUAUCGAUUACAUGACCUUUUUAAUUGGACGAUUAUGUAGUUUGGAAUUACUUGUGGAUGAAAACUUAUAAUAGUUGAUGAUUUUAAUUAAACAGGUUAAGUAUUGGUUGAUUUAUGUA